CGGGCUCCUCGUCACUUCCCCUGUGCUGGCGGUCCCAGCGGCUCUCUGAGCGAAGUCACUGAGCGAGCCGCCAGACUAUGACCCCAGGGGCUCUGCUGAUGCUGCUGGGGGCGCUGGGGGCGCCGCUCGCCCCAGGCGUCCGCGGCUCGGAGGCGGAGGGUCGACUCCGGGAGAAACUUUUCUCUGGCUAUGAUAGCUCCGUGCGGCCAGCGCGGGAGGUGGGAGACCGUGUCAGGGUCAGCGUUGGUCUCAUCCUGGCGCAACUCAUCAGCCUGAACGAGAAGGAUGAAGAGAUGAGCACAAAGGUGUACUUAGACCUGGAGUGGACUGACUACAGGCUGAGCUGGGACCCUGCGGAGCACGACGGCAUCGAUUUGCUCCGCAUCACGGCGGAAUCCGUGUGGCUCCCUGACGUGGUGCUACUGAACAACAAUGAUGGGAAUUUUGACGUGGCUCUGGACAUUAGCGUCGUGGUGUCCUCCGACGGCUCCGUGCGUUGGCAACCCCCGGGCAUCUAUCGCAGCAGCUGCAGCAUCCAGGUCACCUACUUCCCCUUCGACUGGCAGAAUUGCACUAUGGUGUUCAGCUCCUACAGCUAUGACAGCUCGGAGGUCAGCCUGCAGACAGGCCUGGGUCCUGACCGGCAAGGGCAUCAGGAAAUCCACAUUCAUGAAGGGACUUUCAUUGAGAAUGGCCAAUGGGAGAUUAUCCACAAGCCCUCUCGGCUAAUCCAGCCUCCAGGCGAUCCUAGGGGAGGGAGGGAAGGACAGCGCCAGAAAGUCAUCUUCUACCUCAUCAUCCGCCGCAAGCCUCUCUUCUACCUGGUCAACGUCAUUGCCCCAUGCAUCCUCAUCACUCUUCUGGCCAUCUUCGUCUUCUACCUGCCACCAGAUGCAGGAGAGAAGAUGGGGCUCUCAAUCUUUGCCCUGCUGACCCUUACUGUGUUCCUGCUGCUGCUGGCUGACAAAGUACCUGAGACCUCACUAUCAGUACCCAUUAUUAUCAAGUACCUCAUGUUUACCAUGGUCCUCGUCACCUUCUCAGUCAUCCUUAGUGUCGUGGUUCUCAACCUGCACCACCGCUCACCCCACACCCACCAAAUGCCCCUUUGGGUCCGUCAGAUCUUCAUUCACAAACUUCCGCUGUACCUGCGUCUAAAAAGGCCCAAACCCGAGAGAGACCUGAUGCCGGAGCCCCCUCACUGUUCUUCUCCUGGAAGUGGCUGGGGUCGGGGAACAGAUGAAUAUUUCAUCCGGAAGCCGCCAAGUGAUUUUCUCUUCCCCAAACCCAAUAGGUUCCAGCCUGAACUGUCUGCCCCUGAUCUGCGGCGAUUUAUCGAUGGUCCAAACCGGGCUGUGGCCCUGCUUCCGGAGCUACGGGAGGUCGUCUCCUCUAUCAGCUACAUCGCUCGACAGCUGCAGGAACAGGAGGACCACGAUGCGCUGAAGGAGGACUGGCAGUUUGUGGCCAUGGUAGUGGACCGCCUCUUCCUGUGGACUUUCAUCAUCUUCACCAGCGUUGGGACCCUAGUCAUCUUCCUGGACGCCACGUACCACUUGCCCCCUCCAGACCCCUUUCCUUGAAGACUGGAGGGUCAAGACCCAGGCCCUCUGCCAGUUGAAGUGAGAGUUUGGUGAUACUGUCAAGCCCUAUCCUUCUCUGCCUCUUAACUCCUUCACAAGGAAUCUGGGCCUCUUAUUUCGUUUCUGGGGACUGCAUUGGACUGAGGGCUGGGUAGGCAGGUGUCUUGGACCCACCUGAAAUGCAGUAUCAUCUGAUUUACUCUUUGGGAUCUUGAAGAAGCUCUUUUGGGUAUCAACACCUAGGUCGCCAGUGAAAUAGAACAAAGAACAGGAACUAGAUUAUAAGCCUUAUGAGGUCAAGAAAUGUGUCUUGGCCGGGCGCGGCGGCUCACGCCUGUUAUCCCAGCACUUUGGGAGGCCAAGGCGGGUGGAUCACCUGAGGUCGGGAGUUUGAGACCAGCCUGACCAACAUGGAGAAACCCCGUCUCUACUAAAAAUACAAAAUUAGCCAGGUGUGGUGGUACAUGCCUGUAAUCCCAGCUACUAGGGAGGCUGAGGCAGGAGAAUCACUCGAACCCGGGAGGCAGAGGUUGCAGUGAGUCAAGAUCACGCCAUUGCACUCCAGCCUGGGCAACAAGAGCGAAACUCCAUCUCAAAAAAAAAAAAGUGUCUUGUUCACUGCAGCAUCCCCAGUGCCACGCACAGGUGCUGACCUAUAGUAAGUGCUUAACAUUUGUUGAAUAGGGGAAAGAAAUUUCCGGAAGUAAAUACAGCAAUUAAUAAUGUUUAUAAGCUGGGCAUGGUCGCUCAGGCCAGUAAUCCCAGUGACUUAGGAGGCUGAGGUGGGAGGAUUACUUGAAACCCACAGUUUGAGACCAGCCUGGGCAACAUAGUGAGACCCUGUCUGUAAAAAAAUAAAAAUAGAAAUAAAGUAGUGCUUAUUGUUUGCA
Pan troglodytes (chimpanzee) is the source of this 2473-nucleotide messenger RNA. It is a transcript of the gene CHRNB1, whose product is annotated as cholinergic receptor nicotinic beta 1 subunit. The record is from RefSeq and is a predicted model, not a curated record. Lineage: Eukaryota; Metazoa; Chordata; Mammalia; Primates; Hominidae. Gene Ontology annotation, cellular component: postsynaptic membrane. Gene Ontology annotation, molecular function: transmembrane signaling receptor activity; acetylcholine-gated monoatomic cation-selective channel activity. Gene Ontology annotation, biological process: monoatomic ion transmembrane transport. Bases 78 to 1583 code for a protein of 501 amino acids. The transcript has 11 exons.